This is a messenger RNA of Rhizophagus irregularis DAOM 181602=DAOM 197198, 457 nucleotides long. The record is from RefSeq and is a predicted model, not a curated record. Lineage: Eukaryota; Fungi; Glomeromycota; Glomeromycetes; Glomerales; Glomeraceae.
AUGAUUGUGGAAAUUGAAACCAAAUAUACAACCUGUGGAAAAUUAAUUGGAAUUGAAUCCAGUAAAGGGAUAUUAGAUGCGUGGACGAGAGAAGAAUCUUCGCCCAAUUUCGAUUACGCUUUCAUAGAGGAUUUAGAUUUCGGAAAGUUUUCUACCCUCAUAUGUCUGGAGAGUGGAGACUGUUUAGGGUCUACUAAUGGUUCAAGGAAUUGUGGAUUUAAAGAAUUGCGGUAUUGUUGGGUUGAUAAUGAAAUGCAGGUCGCACUAAAAAUUAUGACAUUAAUUUAUUAUUUAUUACCAGUUACCUUUGUUGUCAUUCCUUAUACGACUAUCAAAAAUAUGAAAGAAUGGGAAUAAAAAUAAAUUAUAAUUGAUGCUGAUCAAGUAACACAAAAUAAUUGUAUAUCGUACUUUAACAUUUUAAAGCAUCAAUGAGAAAAUUUUGAUAUUUCGAAAU